This is a messenger RNA of Bombus impatiens (common eastern bumble bee), 1512 nucleotides long. RefSeq names its product smoothelin-like protein 2. The transcript is spliced from 5 exons. Bases 291 to 836 code for a protein of 181 amino acids. Gene Ontology annotation, cellular component: filamentous actin; microtubule organizing center. NCBI's taxonomy places the organism in Eukaryota, Metazoa, Arthropoda, Insecta, Hymenoptera, Apidae. The record is from RefSeq and is a predicted model, not a curated record. Gene Ontology annotation, molecular function: protein binding. Gene Ontology annotation, biological process: actin cytoskeleton organization.
UUUAAAAUAGAAUCAAAAAGUGCUCUCACGAUGGAUCUUCGAUCAGAAAGUUCCAAUAAAUAACGAAUGGCUCUUCGAUUAACGGAGAAGCAAUUCGUCCUCUAUCGACACAAAAAUAGCGUGCCCCGUACACGUGCAUUUAUUUGCAGAUUGUAAAUACAGAGAGAGAAAGAGAAUCGGGAGACGCGCCAGCCAAGUUUCCAAGUCUUCGUUCGCGGAAUCAAUGAGGAAUUGCUUCUGGCGAUUUCAAUUUUUGCAUUUUCGCGCCGGAAAAAUAUAUACCAUUACAUAUGCGCAUAUAUAUAAAUCGCCACAUGUUUUCCGUGUGUUCAAAACGCACACAUACACCCACUCAAAAAGCUCGUAAGAAGCCGCUAUCGCCGUUUGCCAAGUUUCGUGAACUCGACAGACAAAAUAGCGCCGCCUCGUCACCCAGUCCCGUAAAGUCACCGGCAACAGAGUUUCGAUUCAAGUUUACCGAGCCAGCGGUGCGGGACAACGCGGUGCAAAUAAAAGAGCGGCUACUGGCGUGGUGCCGUUCCAAAACCAAAGAGUACGAGAACGUGCAACUGGAUAAUUUCUCGACGAGCUGGAACAAUGGAUUGGCGUUUUGCGCUUUGCUUCAUCACUUUAGACCAGACGCUUUCGACUAUCACUCGCUACGGCCGGAGAACCGCAAAAUGAACUUCGAGUUGGCGUUUACGAAAGCCGAUGAACUCGCCGGGAUAGCACCGUUACUUGAUGUCGAGGACAUGGUGAUGAUGCGCCGACCAGACUGGAAGUGCGUCUUCACCUACGUACAGUCCAUCUAUCGCCGCUUCAAAGACGAGGAUUAAGGACUUACUUUGACGCUUCUUAAUGGCGUUCCGCAGUGCAAACCCGACAUUCAACCGCCUAAUACGAUUCGCGGAUCGCGAGUCCGUCUGCUGUUCAUUUGAAUAGAUCAUCAAGGAAACGGCGCAUUCUCCAAAUAUGAAAUGAGAAAAACGAAACAAGCUCAGGCGAAAUCCUCGGGCGGAGAACAGUGAAGAAAUAGAAAAAGUUCGCUUUUGCGCAUCUGGCAUUCAGCAACGCGUUCAGCAACAUUUUUACGCACGACUUUCCUGGCAGCCUUCCAAUGAAUGUAUAAUUAUUUUUACCGAAAAACGAUGCAAUAAAUAAAACGGCUUCCUCGAACAUGUAGUGCUGUGACUGAUGCGUGAACAAAACAUACCAGUCAUAACAAAAAAGGGAACUGAUGUUAUAGCAUUGAUGUUAUCGAUGGAAUUCAAGGUCUUCUACGCCAAAGAUUUAUGAAAUAAACAUGUGAUGCUAGCAAUCUGCUCGAUUAGUAUCGUUAUUUUUUGUUAACGACGAUGUAACACGAACCACGAAUUUUUCAGAUAGAAGGUAAUGAAAGAAAAUUUCAACUCGUAUUAGAAAAUCAAUUUAUUAAUUAUAAUCAAAAAUAUCUAACAUUUAUACUAUAUUAAGUGAUAUUCUAUGAGAUAAAUACAUCUGUAGUUGCAGCUA